CAAGUUUUAGUGAUGACAAUGGCGUACUCCCGCUCCACUGUUUGGCUUCGUACAGUCUAUUACAUUUCAAAACACUUGCAUUCUUCAUGCUUAUAAUCUUCUCUGCAUUAUCUCUCUUCAAUUCACUUAAUUGCAUUUGCAUCUCCUGCAGACUCCAAGAACUUUAGGUGUAUUUGAUAGGCCAGUAAUAUUGCAAGCGAGUUUCAUUAUACAACUUUCGUCCAAAUGGAAGCCAGUGAUGGAGCAUUAAUUCUUGCAGGUGACAAAGAAAAUGAGAAUGAAGAUUCUUGCCAUGUAUGUGGUGGCAGUGGAAGUCUUCUUUGUUGUGAUGAAUGCACUGGUGCCUAUCAUCUCCAAUGUUUAAAACCACCAUUGACAGUUGUACCUCAUGGCAGCUGGAGCUGUCCCAAAUGCGUUACUCCACUUGCAGACCUAGACAAAAUUUUAGAUUGUCAGAUGAGGACAUUGAUCACAGAGGAUAAUGGAGUCUCCACUCAGAAAUUAGAAAAACAUUAUCUGGUGAAGUUCAAGUCAAGAUCUUACCUCCACUGUUCAUGGAUUUCACAAGAAGACUUUGAAAGAGCUUUCAAGUCAUAUCCGCAGCUCAAGACGAGAUUAAAUAAUUUUCAUCGUCAACUGGAUUCAGUGAAUGCUUCAAAUGAUGAUUGGAUGCCACUUCGCUCAGAAUGGGUGACUGUUGAUAGAGUAAUUAAUUGCAGAAUGACUGGUAAUGUCUAUGAAUAUUUAAUCAAAUGGAAGGAUCUUCCUUAUGAUAUGUGUACUUGGGAAGUAGAGAAGGAUAUAUCUGCUUUCCAAGAUCAGAUCAAUAAGUACAAUGUAAUUCAAGCCAGAGGACAGUUCUGCAUGUUUCGGGCUUGCAAUGGUCCUGUUCUUGAUAGCAGAGAAGCUAAAUGCAAAAUAAAAGAUUUCAAACCCUAUGACCAUACUCCCAAGUUUCUUGUUGGAGGUACUCUGCAUCCAUAUCAACUUGAAGGGUUGAACUUUUUACGAUUCUCUUGGCUUCAAGGGAGACAUGUUAUCCUUGCAGAUGAAAUGGGACUUGGCAAAACUAUCCAGAGCAUCUCUUUUCUGGCGUCUCUAGCUGCAGAGACUGUUUGUCUUCCUCAUUUGGUGGUGGCUCCACUUUCAACAUUGCGUAAUUGGGAGCGUGAAUUCUAUACUUGGGCCCCUGAUAUGAAUGCUGUAAUGUAUACAGGAAAUGCUCAAGCUCGCUCUGUCAUUAGGAAGCAUGAGUUUUUCUUUCCAAAGAAAUUAAAUCUAGUGAAUAUUCACAAAGGGGAAGGGAAUCCAGUGAUAGAACUAAAGAAAAGCAAACAGGAAAGAAUAAAAUUUGACGUCCUAUUAACAUCGUAUGAAAUGAUCACCAUAGAUGCUGUAAUUCUAAAAAAUAUCAAAUGGGAAUGCCUGAUAGUUGAUGAGGGUCAUCGGCUUAAAAACAAAGAUUCAAAACUCUUUCAGACUUUGAAGCACUUUUCAUCUAAUCAUCGAGUUCUACUGACUGGUACUCCUCUCCAGCAGAAUAACUUGGAUGAACUCUUCGUGCUUAUGCACUUUCUGGAUGCAGGGAAGUUUGCUAGUUCAGAAGAUUUUCAUGAUGAAUUCAAAGAUAUUAGUCAUGAAGAGCAAGUUGGAAAGCUGCACCAGAUGUUGGCCCCACAUCUUCUUCGAAGAUUGAAGAAGGAUGUGAUGCAAAAUAUUCCUCCCAAGAAAGAGCUCAUUUUGCGUGUUGAACUGAGUCCUCUGCAGAAAGAAUACUAUAAAGCAAUUCUGACUCGAAACUAUCAUAUAUUAGCUCGCCGAGGUCGAUCUCAGAUUUCCCUCAAUAAUGUUGUGAUGGAACUCCGAAAGCUAUGUGGGCAUCCUUACAUGUUAGGAGGAGUGGAACCAGAUGUUAAAGAUGUGCAAGAAGCAUAUAGGAAGCUUUUGGAGGCUUCUGGUAAGCUUCUUUUGUUGGACAAGAUGAUGGCCAAGCUUAAAAUUCAAGGUCAUAGGGUGCUUCUUUACUCACAAUUCCACCAUAUGCUAGACAUAUUGGAAGAUUACCUCUCUUACAAGAAAUGGACAUAUGAACGAAUUGACGGAAAAGUAAAUGGAGUUGAAAGACAAAUUCGAAUUGAUCGUUUCAAUGCACCAAACUCAACACGGUUCUGUUUCUUACUCUCAACCCGAGCUGGCGGAUUGGGUAUUAACCUUGCAACUGCAGAUACUGUAAUAUUAUAUGACAGUGACUGGAAUCCACAUGCAGAUUUCCAAGCAAUGGCCAGGGCUCACCGCCUUGGGCAAAUGAGCAAGGUAAUGAUCUACAGGCUUAUUACAAGAGGAACUGUUGAGGAACGCAUGAUGCAAAUGACUAAGAAAAAAAUGAUCCUUGAGCAUCUUGUAGUUGGUCGCUUGAAAGCCAAAGUUUUGAAUCAGGAAACAUUAGAUGAUAUAUUACGCCAUGGAGCAAAAGAUCUCUUUUUUGAUGAGAAUGGGGAGGCUGGAAAGUCACGGCAGAUUUAUUAUGAUGAUGCUGCAAUUGACAGAUUACUAGAUCGCUCUUUAGUUGACAAUGAAGACAGAGGAAGUGAUGAAGAGGAGAAGAAUGGAUUUUUAAAGGCUUUUAAGGUUGCAAAUUUUGAGUAUGUGGAUGAAGAGAAGGAAGCCGCUGUAAUAGCUGAAGAGAUGAACAACCAAGAGAUGGAUCAUCAAUCUACUCACAUAUGUGCUGCAGAUAAGGCAAAGUAUUGGGAUGAUCUACUGAAGAGAAAUGACGAGCAGCAACAAACUCAGGCAAUCACUGUGCUUGGGAAGCGAAAGCAUUGCCAUAAACAAAUCAUCUGUAUUGAAGAAGAUGAUUUAUCUGGAUUGAAUGAUAAUCCUUUAGAUGAGGAAGUCAAGGACAAUGAAUCUGAUUGGAUAGAAACAGAUGAUUCUAGCCUGACAAGAAGACUCCCAAAUACGACUCAAAGAAGGGCUCAAGCUUUGAAGGCGCGAGGGAGUACUGUGGAGUUGUCUUUAUUGGAAGGAGAGGGAAAUUCAUUGAGAGUUCUUGGGUUUAAUCAAAGGCAACGCGCAACAUUUUUGCAAAUAUUAAUGAUGUUUGGUCUGGGAGAUUUUAGCUGGAGUGAGUUUAUAUCUCGAAUGAAAAAAAAGUCUCCCCAAGAGAUCAAGAAUUAUGCAACUCUUUUCCUCAUUCACAUUGUCGAGGGUAUAAAUGACUUGCCAACGUUUUCUGAUGGUGUACCAAAAGAAGGUUUACAGGUACAGGAGGUUCUUGUUCGCCUCGCAAUACUGAGUUUAAUUAAAGACAAGGUAGAUUCUUUAGCCAAAGCUUACAUGGUGCCAAUGUUCACCAAUGAUAUUAAAUGUAGUUUUCCUGGACUGAAAUCCGAUAGGUACUGGAAGGAGGAACAUGACUUGAAAUUGCUACGAGCUUUAAUAAAGCAUGGUUAUGGAAGAUGGCCAGCCAUAUUAGAGGAUGUUGAAUAUGGAUUGAAACAUGUCAUCCAAAUGGAAUUACAGCUUCCAGUGGUAACGAGUACUAAGAUGUGUUUGCCAAGUAAAUAUGUUGGAGUGUGUCCAGCCAUGGAUAUCAAGGAUCCUUGUUCAAAAGAGGAUGCCUAUAGUCCCGUGGUAGAGGCUCAGGUGAAUCCUCCUGUUGCAGGGUACCAUUGUAAUGUUAAUCACAAAGAAAGAGAGGAAGCAGCAUCUGGGUUAGGGGGAAAAGCCCAGAUAAAUUGUGAUGGUACUAGUUUAUCAGACAAGGCACCUGGCAAGUUAAAAGGUGUGCAGUUUCAAAACAGAAUGACUAGAUUCCUUAAAAGAAGAGUGAUACUCUUGGAAGAAGCUCUCAAUGUAGAAUACCAUAAGGUGUCCAAUUUAAAUGCUGAAGAUCAAGAAAGUUGCAAAGAUAUAAAUGGAGAGACUAGCUCAUCGGAUACACCAAUACUCUGCAGACAAUCAUCUCUUUUAUUACCUAUAGGACCAGAAGAGGUCUUGACAUGUGCAGUAGAUAAUAAAUCGAAUCAUUUGGAAAUAGCUCGACUUUAUAACGAGUUGUGCAAUGUAGUUCAUGAAAAUGAACAUGACUCCUUUCAAGCAUGUUCAGGAAACAAGUCAGCUGCUUAUAGGCUAGGGAAGAAGUUAUAUUUUCUUCAGAGCCUCUGCCAAGAUGUUUGCAGAAUUUUAGAAAGCAAUGAUCUUCAGGUUUGAGGCCAAGUGCUUUUAGUUUAGAUGUUGCUCAACCAUGGAUGCGAAAUGUAGUUUGUCUCAAUGACUAACUUGCUACUACCCAAUCAAAUGUUGUACAAAGGGAAUUUCGAUACAGAGCAAAGAAUAGACUCAUAGCGAGCACUAUUUCAAGAAUUUAUAUCCAUUAUGUAAUGUUGUGGAUGUACUUGGUACAGUUAUUAGUCUGAUCCAUUGACGGGUUGACAGAAAACCUUUGGUAUUUUUUAUUUCUCUGGUUUAUGUGUGCACAAGUCAGAAGAACUUCUAUGGCAGCUGAAGGGAAGACAAAUAAAAGCUGGGUUUUGUAUAUAAAUAAAACAAAUGAAAAAAAUUAGCGAAUAAAUCCUGGAUAUGUAAACAAUCAGAAUAUUAUAUAUCAAAAGCUUACCUAGAAUUGGUUGAAUUUGUAAUGUUUAAAAUCUCUAUGCAUAUUUUGUUUAAAUUUGAUCUGCUGGAAUUUGUUAUUUUC
Messenger RNA from Cryptomeria japonica (Japanese cedar), 4702 nucleotides. Its product is annotated as CHD3-type chromatin-remodeling factor PICKLE. Gene Ontology annotation, molecular function: ATP binding; histone binding; chromatin binding. Bases 226 to 4215 code for a protein of 1329 amino acids. The transcript is spliced from 31 exons. Gene Ontology annotation, biological process: chromatin remodeling; negative regulation of transcription by RNA polymerase II. Gene Ontology annotation, cellular component: chromatin; nucleus. The record is from RefSeq and is a predicted model, not a curated record. Lineage: Eukaryota; Viridiplantae; Streptophyta; Pinopsida; Cupressales; Cupressaceae.